UCGCGAAGCGUCAACCGGAUCAAAAUGGAUAAAGGGAUACAGGAAUUCUUUAAGAACAAGACCGUUUUCCUAACGGGUGGCACUGGGUUUUUGGGAAAAGUUAUCAUUGAGAAGCUUCUGAGGACGACGGAGGUGAAUCGCAUAUACUCGCUGAUCAGACCCAAGCGUGGUGUGCCCAUCCAAGAACGCAUCUCCACCUGGGAAAAGGACUCGGUGUUCGAGGUGCUUCUGAAGGCCAAGCCAGACGCCCUGCAGCGGGUGUGGCCCAUCGCGGGCGACUGCCUGGAUGCGGAUCUGGGCAUAGGUGAGUCGGAUCGCAGGCUUCUGGCCGCCGAGGUGCAGGUGGUCAUCCAUGGAGCUGCCACGGUGCGAUUCGACGAGGCCUUGCACCUGGCCCUGGCCAUCAACGCGCGCUCCACCCGGCUGAUGCUUCAGCUGGCCAAGCAGAUGACCCGCCUGGAGUCCUAUGUCCACGUGUCCACUGCCUACUCCAACUGCGUGGUGGCAGACAUCGCAGAGCGGUUCUAUCCGGAACUCCUGACCUGCAGUUCGGAUAAGAUCCUGGCCCUGGGCGAGCUGGUGGGCGGGGAGGUGCUGGACAAAAUGACGCCUGCCCUGCUGGGGUCCUUUCCCAAUACCUACACCUACACCAAGGCCCUGGCCGAGGACGUGAUCCUGAGGGAGGCGGGCGACCUGCCCUUGUGCAUCUUCCGACCGGCAAUCAUAAUGUCCACCUACAAGGAGCCUUUCGACGGGUGGGUGGACAACAUGUUCGGACCGCUGGCCCUCUGCUUCGGCAUAGCUCGGGGCAUAGUGAGGGUCAUCACUGUGGACACCGACUCCACGAUUAGUAUGGUCCCAGUCGACUUCUGCGUGAACGUUGCCUUGGCCUCUGCCUGGAAAACGGCGGAGACAUCCGGCCAAAGGGAGAAGGCCAAGAAGCCCCCCAUUUACACGUUUGCGCCAAGCGAGAAUAACUUGCUGAGCUACGGCUCCUUUAUCAAGAGAUCGAUUUCGUAUCGCGACCGCAUUCCGCUGACCAAGAUGCUGUGGUACCCGUUUGUCCUGUGCAUCUCCAGCCCAUUCCUAUUUCCGCUGGCUGCCUUUUUCCUUCACACCAUACCGGGCUACUUCAUCGACCUGUUGCUGCGCCUCAUGGGCCGCAAGCCCAUCCUCGCGGAUCUCUACCGGAAGAUUCACAAGAACAUUGCUGUCCUCGGGCCAUUCUCCACCUCCACUUGGCACUUCGACACGGUCAACACGAAGGGACUGCGGAACUCGAUGUCGAAGCAGGACCUCAACUUGUAUGACUUUGACAUGGCUCGACUGGAUUGGGACGACUAUUUUAAGUCCAUCAUGUAUGGAAUGCGGCAAUACAUUGCAAAGGAGCCGCCCACCCCAGAGUCUAUUGCCAAGGGCACAAAGCUGGCGAUACGCCUAAAGAUCCUUCACUAUGCAAUCAAGUCCUCGUUGAUCUCUGCAGCUGGUUUCGCUCUGUGGUCGCUGGCCAAGCUGGUAACUUAGUUUCCCAAACAAAUCUAUUGGAUCUUGCAAGUUAAUUUAAAUAUUUUCGCUUUGUUUCGUUAUAUAACAAUUCCGUUUUAGUCCUACAAGAGAAAUGAAAAUUACA
This is a messenger RNA of Drosophila rhopaloa, 1630 nucleotides long. Its product is annotated as fatty acyl-CoA reductase wat. The transcript is spliced from 5 exons. The record is from RefSeq and is a predicted model, not a curated record. Gene Ontology annotation, cellular component: peroxisome. Gene Ontology annotation, molecular function: alcohol-forming very long-chain fatty acyl-CoA reductase (NADP+) activity. Gene Ontology annotation, biological process: long-chain fatty-acyl-CoA metabolic process. Bases 25 to 1524 code for a protein of 499 amino acids. Lineage: Eukaryota; Metazoa; Arthropoda; Insecta; Diptera; Drosophilidae.